AUGAAGUUUUUCAUUUCUCCUAAAAUCUUAGUAUUUUAGUGUUGAUAGUUGAGGUAAUACUCUGGAGCUAUCAGAACGUUGAGGUAAUACUCUGGAGCGUUCACAAAUCAAAAUUCGAAAGAAUCAUAGACGGUCGUAGUGGACUGAUAACAAAGACGAAAGUCAUCAAUUCAAAAUCAAAUUCAAGAAUAUCAAAUCAGGUAUAAACAUGUUUAUGUUAAAUUUAUUUAACAUCUUUCAAUACUAUAGAAUAUCAAAGUUCUGUUUAAAUAAUGUUCAAAUACAUGUUAAAAUAUUUCAAAGAUCAAUAUGACUGAAGUAUCAUAUUUCGAAGAAACAUCUAGUUAUCACUCAGAUGCUAUCUGUGAUAAUAAAAUAGAAAGUGCAGAAUUAUCUUUAACUGCAGAAGAAAAUUUCAAAAGAAAAUAUAACAUAUUCAAAAAUAUUUUCUCAAGAAAAAAUAUUCUGAAAUUUGGAAUAAUGACAGGAGAAGAAGCAAUUCCCAUUGAUUCUACUCAUGGAAAUAUAGUUAUAUCUACUAUAGAUACAACUCAACUUAAAGAAAGAAUUAAAACCUUUUCAGAAAAUGAAAGAUCUAAAAUUGGUUAUAUUCAUAUAUCAACCAUUCAGAUUUUAAUUAAAAGUACUUUUAUGAAAGGUAUCAAUUCACCUCUAGAAAUAGCUUUAAAAGACUCUAGAAUUCUAGACACAGAUCAAGCAACAAUUGCAAAAGGAAAUUGCAAUCUAAAAUAUGGUAAAAUCAAAUUUGAUAUAAAUUUACAAAUUGGUUUAUCCCUAAAAGAUAAAGAUCUUGAUAGAUCUAUAGUUUUUCAUUAUAAAAUGAAAAACAAAAAUUUUAUGAAAAAAGGUAAUCACCCCUUUACCAUUUACUAUAGAAUUAACUAUGCUUUGAGUAAUUCACAUCACAGUAUAGAAUUCAAAGGGAAAGACACAAUUCAUAUUGACGAAUUGUUUGCACCUAUAGUGACUCUAAAGUCACCUAUAUUCAGAAGCCUAGCAAGGAAUAGUUGUUCUUUGAUAGAAGCUGACAGAGAUCUGUUUGAGGAAACAGAAGACAAAUCGUUAUUUAGAAGCAAAAGCCUUAGAAUAACACCACCCAAAAAAGAUUUUUAUAUCUCAGAACAAAAAGAGCUAAGUAAGCUACAUAGUUCAAUAGAAGGACUAUCCUUACAAGUCCAAAAUUUAGAUAGAAAAAUCUAAGAGAUGCCUGGAGCAACUUGGGCAUACCUUUUAAAAUUAGAGUUAGGAGAAUACCAAAAAACUCUAAAAAUGAUUCUAGAAAGAGACCCCACACAUAUCUACGGAUUCUAUGAUGUGGUUA
Molecule: messenger RNA, 1342 nt
Organism: Trifolium pratense (red clover)
Lineage: Eukaryota; Viridiplantae; Streptophyta; Magnoliopsida; Fabales; Fabaceae
Exons: 1
Coding region: 310-1221 (303 amino acids)
Source: RefSeq, a predicted model, not a curated record